AUGGUUCUGCUUGCGGUCCUUGUCCUCGGCACGCCUUUACUGGUAUCUGCACACUCGUUCUCUGCCGCACACUUUCGACGCCAAGAUGACCCUUCAAACUGCAUAUCCCCGGACCCGCAGAAUACCCUCACCGAUCGCAUGAAUGUCGCCCUCAACUCUUCCGGCGACGGAUAUGUUCUAUCGCUAUGCCAGAAUACAGACUACAUUAUCGAAGCGCCCAUCAACUUCGCGUUUCCGAAUCAGGAAAUCUCUACGGCCGGUUAUCCCACCGGGGCUGAGCGAGCGACAUUGAUCGUGAACGGGCCUGUUUUCAACGGUACUGGACAUACGACCGCGAUACAAGGGUCGUGCGAGACGUGCUCUGGCAUACGCAUCAGAAACAUUCAGAUCAAUGGAACGCGCGGGAAUGCGGGACCAACGGGUGGCGGCGCGAACAUUGAGAUUGGCGGCGACAACUCUGACCAGCUGGUUGAAUAUGUGCACUCCUACGAUCCACGGUCCUGGUCGUGUUUACAUAUCUUCGAGGGUACUCUGCAAUGCACGAGUGCUGUCAUACGCAAUAACGACAUAGGGCCGUGCGGGACGGAUACGUACAUGGAAUGGGCAGAUGGCAUAUCUGUCUCAUGUCGCAAUACGACGGUUACGAACAACACGAUUACUGGAGCUACGGAUGGCGGUGUCGUCUUGUUCGGUGCACCGGGCUCACUCGUCCAGAAUAACACUAUCCAAGCCCUGAAUAACACUCAGCUUGGCGGCGUAAACAUGGUUGAUGUCCAACCCUGGGGCGGAGACUACUCCGGUACCGUCGUCCAGGACAAUCUCAUCGUCGGCGGCCUUGCAGACGGGCCUAUCGACGGUGUGUCGGCGCGUACGGGUUCGAACGCGAACGGUGUCAUACUCAAGGUGGGCAUCGCCGUCGGCCCGCGAAGUUACUUCGUAGACGCCUUCGGCCAGAACGUGUCGGCAUCAGGGACAGUGCUCAACAACAACUUCACCGGUGCGUUCGGGUACGCCAUGGCGGUCACCAGUGCCCGCAAUUUUACCAUCCAAGGCAACAGCCUUUGGGGCAACACAACCUUUAUCAGCGAACCAAGUGAAAAUUGUACCGUUGGCCUUACAAUACCAACAUCCGCCUCCUUCGUCGUCGCCUCACAGAAUGUCACGGAUAGCUCCAUCCAGUCGGAUUUCAGCACCGUCGACAGAGCCGACGGGUUAACGUGUAUCGAAGCCCCUAGUAGCGGCGCACUCUGGCCGUACGACACCAUACCACCGGACACAGGCUCCGCAUCGUCUUCUCAGACGAGUCAACCGGCCGGUUCGGGCGGAGGUGGAGGUGGAGGCCUGUCGGGCGGGGCGAAGGCUGGUAUCGCAGUGGGAGUCAUCGUGGGCGUAUUCGUUAUCGCCGCUUCUACCUGGAUCAUACGUCGGAGGGCCCUACGGAGGGCUGCCACUUCUGGAACAUACUAA
Peniophora sp. CBMAI 1063 is the source of this 1467-nucleotide messenger RNA. The record is from the annotation of a GenBank genome assembly. NCBI's taxonomy places the organism in Eukaryota, Fungi, Basidiomycota, Agaricomycetes, Russulales, Peniophoraceae.